This is a messenger RNA of Sporisorium graminicola, 1122 nucleotides long. RefSeq lists its product as uncharacterized. Lineage: Eukaryota; Fungi; Basidiomycota; Ustilaginomycetes; Ustilaginales; Ustilaginaceae. The transcript has a single exon. The record is from RefSeq and is a predicted model, not a curated record. The coding region runs from base 1 to 1122 and encodes 373 amino acids.
AUGGCAGCAUCAGCCUCGCGAGCGACCUAUCGCUCUCUACUGCGCGCUCACAAGCGCAGCUUCACCCACUCCUCCCGCUCCUCCGCUGCUUCCUCCUCCUCCUCCUCAUCAUCCUCAUCAGCAACACCAUCUACGUCAACAUGGCAGCCAUUGCUCAAACCAGGAGUCCUUCCCGCAUACGACGAAGCGCUCUCCUUCCUGGCCUCGCACUCGUCGUCGCUCCGCACCCGCAUCGCAUCGCUCGACAAGGACCACGCUGAUCUCUCUGCAGACGAGCGAGCACAGCUGAAAGAAUCGCUCGAAAUUGCCGCGCUCAUUAACGACCCUGCCACGCUCGCUGCGUUCCAGUCCUCUUCCGCCACUACCUACGAUGCGUCCAACCCGGCGUUCCGACACCUGCGCGAGCGGCUGUGGCGCAAAGACUCGGGCGUGCUCGCCAAAGUCAUGGAGCGGUGCACGCUCAUGCACGUCUUCCCGGACGUCCUCCCCGGCAUCACACCCACUGCCGACGUGCAGCUCAGCUUCGGCCAGGGUGAGGGCCUCACGGACCACACAAGCAGCGGGGGCGAGGUGCUGGUGGGUGCAUUUGUCGACCCGACUUUGACGCUCAACCCGCCCGAGGUGGCUGUCAAUGUGUUCCAUACCGAGACCAAGAAGUAUACGCUGGCGAUUGUGGACCCAGACCAGCCGGAUGAGGAGCGCCAGACGUUUAAGACGAGUCUGCUGGCACUCAAGACCGGUUUGGAGCUCAGCGCGACGGCCGACCCGAGCGUGGAUUUGACGGCAGGAAUCGACGCGGACUGGAUCCCGCCGCACCCGCAGCAGGGCACGAAAUACCACCGAUACGUCACUGUGCUCUUCGAGCAGCCGCACGAUCUCCAACAGCUCGCACCGGUGCCCGAUCGACACGACUUCAACCUGGCCGCCUUUGCAUCGCAGCACGGACUCACCCCGGCGGGCAUCCACUUCUGGCGUGCCCAGUGGACCCCCGCGUCGGCACCCACCGUCUCGAGCAUCUACACGGACGUGCUCAAGACCGCGGAGCCCAAGUACACCAAGCCGCCGACGCUGGACAAGGUGCGCAAGCAGAUCGGCGACAUUGGGUCCAAGUGGUUCUCCUAG